AUGCCAUCCUUUUCCAACGACGUCUCCUACCAGACCGCCACUGCCACGGCCACCCACCCUCGCUCCUUCGAAUCCUCCCGCAAGUCGCACGACAAAGCCCCUGUGGGGAACACCUUCUUGUGGACCAACUGGCCCAACGGCAACGGCGACGCCGACCAGAAUGACCGGCAUCUGGUGAACGACCUGAAGAACGGAAGUGCCUACUCCUUGAAUGGCCCCCGCUCCAGUGUCGGCUCCUACACGCGCGAAAUCCAACACCCCAAAGACGGCAGUAUGCACUCCAUAGGCAAUGGAUCCGCCAGGGAUCUCCGCGAAAACGGGCGCCCAUCCGCAACGCUGGAUCGGAAACUCUCCGAAACAGGGCCUGGUGUCGUUCCGACAUCCUCUGUGUCAAACCAACCCAAUGGCACCGCGAACGGUCGCCCGAUCCCCGGGAAACUGACAGCUAACGGCGAUGCCCACCGACCCUCCGCCGAUGAAUCGGUCUCCCCAUCAACUUCGCUAUUGCAAAUCCCCCAGUCCGACGAGAAUGGUCGACAUACCCCUAACUCCGAUCGUUUGACCCCGGACGCGAAACCCGGACCCCACCGCCACUCCUCUCCUCCCGUGCCAUCAAUGCUCGAUACUGCCCCUGGCCCCGAAUCACAGAAUUCUAGUAUGCGACAUCGCCACUCCUUGCAGGUCCCCAGGACGCCGAGUGUCCGCCGAGAUAGUCGAGAGUACCCCGACGAUGCGGCCUACAGCACCGGCCGCAUGUCACCCACAACAGGCUUCCGGCGAACCUCAAUCGGCCUGAUCCGACGGGCAACGAAGACCAGCACACAACAAGAUAUCACACCAGACGAGGCGCCGCCAGACGAAGAUGCGGCCCGGUGGGCCGAAGCCAUUAAGCAAAAGCGAGCCGUGCGACGCAGGCGUGAAGAGGAGGAUGAUGAUCGGGUCAUUGUGGGCACCAAGGUGGAUCAGAACCAUGUCAACUACGUGACAGCAUACAACAUGUUGACUGGUAUCCGCUUCACGGUCUCGAGGAUCAAUGCGAAGAUGGAUCGGGAACUUACUCCGGCGGACUUUGAUGCUAAGCACAAAUUCUCCUUUGACAUCACUGGAAACGAAUUGAUCCCUUCCGCUAAAUACGACUUCAAAUUCAAGGACUAUGCUCCCUGGGUAUUCCGACAUCUGCGCGCCAAGUUCCGCCUUGACCCUGCCGAUUACUUGAUGUCCCUCACGAGCAAGUACAUAUUGUCCGAGCUGGGAUCCCCUGGUAAGAGUGGAAGUUUCUUCUACUUCUCACGGGACUACAAGUACAUUAUCAAGACCAUCCAUCAUUCUGAGCACAAGCUCCUCCGGAAGAUACUCCCGGAAUACUACCGACAUGUGGAGAAUAACCCCAAUACCUUGAUCUCGCAAUUCUACGGAUUACACCGAGUCAAGAUGGCAUACGGCCGCAAAAUCCACUUCGUUGUGAUGAACAAUUUGUUCCCGCCACACCGAGACAUCCAUCAGACAUUCGAUCUGAAAGGAUCGACUAUUGGCCGUGACCUGCAGGAGUCAGACCUUGAGAGAAAUCCUCGCGCGACCAUGAAAGACCUUAAUUGGGUCCGGAGGAACCGUCAUCUGGAAUGUGGUCCUACAAAACGAGAUUUCUUCAUCGAGCAGUUAAAGCGCGAUGUGGUGUUACUCCAGAAACUUAAGAUCAUGGAUUACUCACUUCUGGUGGGAAUACACGACGGUGGUAGGGGCAACGAAGAGAAGCUCCGUGAUAAGACUCUGCAAGUCUUUUCCCCGGGAGGUGAUCGUGAGGACGAAAACAGCCCCAACGGCCUGAUGCGCACUCCUUCCAAAUUGGAGAACGAACGCAAGGCCAGAGAGCUGCGCAUGCUAAUCAAGCGCGAGCGACCAGUUCCCUUGGACAAGGCGGCCGCAAAGAUGCCAGAUGAGAUCUUGGAUGAACGGAAAUAUCAUGUCUUCUACGCCGACGAUGGUGGUUUCCGCGCAACACAUGAAAAUGGACAACCCGGAGAUGAAAUCUAUUACCUGGGAAUCAUCGAUUGUUUGACCCAUUACGGAACUACCAAAAGGCUUGAACACUUCUUCAAGGGGCUGUCAAGCGAUCGGACACAGAUCUCGCCCAUUCCACCUGAAGGCUACGGCGAACGGUUCAUCAAUUUCAUUAAGGGUAUCACAAUGUCCAAGGAAGAAGCCGAGAAGCAACGAGAGUCAAGAGUCUCCGCUUCCGGUGCCCCUCAACAGUCUACCGAGAAACGUCGUUCAAGAUCCUCUUCCGUCGAGCGUACCAUGCAGGCGGCAGAAAAGGAGGCCUCCAAGGACGUUUCCAUCACCCACCCCCGGACAUUAGCCACCGUUUGGGACCCAGCCGACGCCGGCGGCCCUGGCCCAACGUCGACUCUACCCAUCGUGGAUGAAGCCGGCGAAGCUAGCAGCGUUGGAGGCCACAGUUCGCACAGCCGAAACGGCCAUCCAGCAGCCGACAAGGAGCUCCCUCCUGUUCCCGGCAAUGCCCCUCCACCUCCACCCAACAAGGGCAAGGGAGUGGAUCGCCAUGACUACUUGAACCCCAGCUCACCUCGUCGUUAA
Messenger RNA from Penicillium olsonii, 2595 nucleotides. The record is from the annotation of a GenBank genome assembly. Lineage: Eukaryota; Fungi; Ascomycota; Eurotiomycetes; Eurotiales; Aspergillaceae.